Aspergillus bombycis is the source of this 1131-nucleotide messenger RNA. RefSeq names its product SDR family oxidoreductase. The record is from RefSeq and is a predicted model, not a curated record. The transcript has 3 exons. Lineage: Eukaryota; Fungi; Ascomycota; Eurotiomycetes; Eurotiales; Aspergillaceae. The coding region runs from base 1 to 1131 and encodes 376 amino acids. Gene Ontology annotation, molecular function: oxidoreductase activity, acting on the CH-OH group of donors, NAD or NADP as acceptor.
AUGCUCCUUAUAUGUAUCUAUCUGCCAAAAUUCAAUGGGGUCUUCGGACUCUCCCCAACCAACAAAUCGCUCAAAUCCACGCCCAAUUGCAUUGCCACCAUGACUGAGACUCACAGAAAGACUAUCCUCAUCACUGGGGCCUCGGGCUUCCUCGCAACUCAUGUUGUGAAGGCUUUUCUUCGGCAGGGUUAUUAUGUCCGCGGGACUGUUCGAUCGGACCAGGCUGCAGCGAACGUACGAAAGGGAUUUUCGCAGUAUAGCGGUCGGCUGUCAUUCGCUAUUGUUGAGGAUAUAGCACAGCCCGGAGCUUUCAAUGAAGCCGUGAAAGGGGUCGAUGGUAUCGUUCAUACCGCUUCGCCAUUCCAGACUUCAGUUCAAGACAACAAGCGAGAUCUUCUGUGGCCUGCUAUUAACGGCACCACGUCCAUUCUUCGGGCAGCCCAGGAGUACGCACCGCAAAUUAACCGAGUCGUGAUCACAUCUUCGAUGGCUGCCGUGAUAGACGCCGGAAAAGGUCCGCAGUCCGACUAUACAUAUACCGAGGAAGAUUGGAAUCCUAUGACAUUUGAACAGGCUGAACGUGCCAACGGCUUAGUCGCCUACGCUGCUUCCAAGGCAAUUGCGGAGCAAGCUGCCUGGCGAUAUAUGGAAACAAACAUGCCUCACUUCAGCCUGACCACAAUUUGCCCUCCCAUGAUCUAUGGCCCCGUGGAGCAUCACGUUCCUACUAUGGCAAAAUUGAAUACAAGUGCGGAUGAUAUCUAUAGGCUAUUCAAUGGUAGCAGCACGGAGAUCCCCUCGACAAUUUUGCCAGUCUUUGCGGAUGUUCGUGACGUUGCCCAAGCCCACCUCUCUGCAUUUGAAUCUCAGAAGGCAGCAGGAGAACGUUUUAUUGUUAGCUCUGGAGGCUACACCUACCAAGAAGUCUGCGAUAUUCUUCGAUCAGUCUUUCCCGAGGUCAGGGAUAAAGUCCCUAUUGGCCAGCCUGGGCAAUAUGAACCGGCAGUCAUCAAGGUCUCGAGUAACAAAAUCAAGACCCUACUGGGCAUUACGUUUCACACGCUGCAGGAGACUGUGAAGGACACUGCCGAUAGCUUGUUGGCGCUGGAAGAAGCUUGCAAGGCAUACUAG